GGCGCAGUCAAGCUGUUCCUAUCCAAGAGCUGAACCUGUAGAUCGCCUGCUAGUCCAGCGGCGACGCUAUUGCAGUGCACGAUGAUGCGGUAAGAUUUGAUCGUGCCCGAGUGGCAUAAAAGCAACAAGACCGCGUCCACGACGCACCCAUUGACCAUACAAGAACAACAUGACAGACUCAGCAGAACGUUCGAAUCUUGCUCCUCUCUCACGUCCACCUUCAUACAGCGCGAUAGACACAUCACCGCACAUCGUCAACGACUCCCCUCCCUUCUUCGAACUCCACCACCCCACAGCAACAGCCAGCAUCCAAGUCCUCCAAAACGACACCGUACUCUUCUACGCCGCCUCCUACAACCUCAAAGACGUCUCCGACAUCAUACUGUACGCAGGCUACGACUCAAAAGGCCCCCAACUCGCCCUCUUACAGCUCAUACCCUUCACCAAAGACCUGAAAAUCUACGUCGGCGGGCUCAAACAUCCCGUAGGCGACGACUGGGAUCUUGUUCGCUGUGCCGAAAGUGGCAACAAGAUCUUCCACCGCAGUCCCAUUCACCGCUUCGAAAGCUACAGCCUGGGUCCCGACGGCCAACGCGUGAAAGAGAAGCUCCAUUGGCAAAAGACGCAUGAUCGCAAACUCGGGGCAUCGAAGCUAUCGCGCUCAGAUUACAAACUCGUGGAUGAGAUCACGGAAGAGGUCGUAGCGGUAUAUGUCGAUUGUUCGAUGCGGUUGGGAACACAGAAAGGGACGAUUAGAUAUGUCAAGAAGCUGGGCGAAAUGGCCGAGAUGGCGGCGUUGAUGGCUUUGUUGGGUUUGCUGGAGCGGUCUCGAAGGCACUCUCAAGCUAUCGCUCCAUCUUUUGUGCGGUGA
Molecule: messenger RNA, 871 nt
Organism: Cercospora beticola
Lineage: Eukaryota; Fungi; Ascomycota; Dothideomycetes; Mycosphaerellales; Mycosphaerellaceae
Source: RefSeq, a predicted model, not a curated record